UUCUGACUUCAUCCGAACUACAAGUACAUCCCUAUCACCACGGAGAAUUCUCACUGACGACAUACCCGUGAUAUGGGAUCGAUGAUAUAUUAGCGACAGUCAGCUCCUCUCGGUUGACUUUGGCUCGCGAAACGUCGUGCAAUCUGCACUCCUUCACAGUGUGUCAGGCGUCAGAUCUCAGGUCUCAGCGGUUCUAUUCACGAACCUGAUUUCCCUUGGCUAAAUGCUUGGCUGGCUCGUCCACCGUAUCAAUCCAACAUUCCACUCAUGACAUUGGUCAUCUUCUGCCACUCUCCCCAUUUAACCAACCAAUUUAGAUCCAGGGUCUUCAGCCUGCCCUGGCAACAUCGUACGGGAACCUUUAUCCACAAUUAACAUCCGUAGUAAGGCUGUGCUGUGCAAGUUUGUAAUUCCUCUCCUAUUCUCUCCCGUCAUUCUCUACUCACAUUCCCCUAUUGAUCUUCUAAUCCAGCGGGCUCCGAAUGUAAGUUAUCUAUCUUUUAAGCUUACUUUGUACUUUUUGUUUUUCUACCGCAUCAUCAAUAUCCCUUGGAUUGUCUUUGUUUGCCUUGUCACUCGCUCGCUCUCGCUACAUUUCGACACUCUUUUUAUUCCCUUUAUUGUACAUACCUCGAACACACCAUCUUCGAGUAUCUCACACGCCAAUUCGAGUACGCAUCAUCUAUUUGAAUACACUCAAUAUAAAACGAUACGAUAAUCCCUCACGAUGCGCUUCAUCCCAGCGGUCGCCCUAUGCGCGCUUGCUGGACAAGGUGCAAACGCAGCACUCGUAGCCGAUCUCACAACCACAGCUGGAAUCAAAACAACAGCAAAGACCUUGGCAACGGACCUAUUAAGUUUCUAUACCGGAAAUCGUGUAGGAGAUACUCCAGGAAAUUUACCCGAUCCUUACUAUUGGUGGGAAGCGGGAGCAGUGUAGGUUUGGAAUUCUCGGAUCAAUCUCAGGCCACUGACAUUCUUCAGGUUUGGCACCAUGAUUAAUUAUUGGUACUAUACCGGUGAUGAAUCAUUCAACGCAAUCACCUUGCAAGCCAUGGCACAUCAAGUUGGAGACGAUUAUGAUUAUAUGCCAUUGAACCAGACGAAAACACUAGGAAACGAUGAUCAGGGAUUUUGGGGUAUGUCAGCUAUGAUGGCCGCAGAAGCCAACUUCCCUGAAGCCCCAAAACCAGUUCCUGGAUGGUUAGCGCUAGCACAAGGUGUUUUUAAUACUCAAGCGAGUCGAUGGGAUGACAAGACUUGUGGGGGAGGUUUGAGAUGGCAGAUUUUCCCUUUUAACAAUGGUUACGAUUACAAGAAUACCAUUUCGAAUGGCUGCUUCUUUAAUUUGGCUGCGAGGUUGGCUUUGUAUACUGGAAAUAGUACGUAUACGGAUUGGGCGACCAAAACUUGGGAUUGGGUGUACAAUGAGGGAUUGGUGGAGCCAGGAACAUACAAGGUCUUUGAUGGAACCAAUAUCCGUGAUAACUGCACAUCCAAGGACCACAACCAAUGGACUUAUAAUGCUGGAAUAUAUCUCCUCGGAGCAGCAUCAAUGUACAACAUGGUAUGUAUCAUUCCUCUGGAAGUAGUCUCAACUAACUCGUCUAGACCACUGGAAAUGUCCAAGCUCAAUGGCAAGAACGAGUCUCAGGACUCCUCAACCAAACCGUCGCAACCUUCUUUGCCAACGGCGCCCCCAUGCGCGAGCUCUGCGAAAGCACUCAACCAGGCGUCGCCUCAAAAUGUAACACCGAUCAACGCUCCUUCAAAGGCUACCUCGCCCGCUGGAUGGCCGCCACCUCCCGUAUCGCGCCCUUCACCCAACCCACCAUCGCACCCCUCCUUGCCAACUCCGCCGCCGCAGUCGUCAAGACCUGUUCCGGUGGCAACUCAGGGACCCAAUGCGGAUUACGAUGGGACACCGGCGCCUUUGACGGCUCGAACGGUGUUGGAGAGCAGAUGGCUGCGCUGGAAGUCGUGCAGGGGAAUCUGGUCGGGCAGGCGAAGGAUUGGGCGAGUCGAGUGAAGGGGACGGGGAACUCGACGGAGAAUAAUGAUGCCGGGGCGACGAGUCAGACGGCGGCGACGUUGUUGAAUAAGCCGAUUACGACGAAGGAUCGAGUGGGCGCGGGGUUCUUGACGGCGCUGGUGAUGAUUGGGGUUGUGGGGGGGAGUGCGACGUUGAUGAUUUCCGAGUAGAUUGUUCUUUUUUGUCUGUGUUUUUGUUUGUUUGGAAAGUGGGAAUUGGCGAUGGUAAAUUUAGUAUUUAUUAUUUAUUAGUAAAGUUGAGGGAGCUUGGGGGGAGUAAUUGAUACCAUGUUUGUUGCUGAGUUGAUGUGGAAGAUAUACCAAUUGGGCGUUGUUUUUUUUUUUCUCUUCUUUCUUUUUCUUUUGUUUUCUUUGGGUCUCUGGGGUUUUGGGGGUUUGCGUAGAUAUAUUUAUAGGGAGUAGAGUGGAGUAGAGGAGAGUAGAGGAGAGAAAAUGGAAAGGUAUUUAAGCUAUCUAUUACUACCUGGUUAAUAAAAGCUGGUCAGGUACGUUUCUUUUGUUGUGUUUUGUUGGUUUAAGCGAG
Messenger RNA from Hymenoscyphus albidus, 2575 nucleotides. The record is from the annotation of a GenBank genome assembly. NCBI's taxonomy places the organism in Eukaryota, Fungi, Ascomycota, Leotiomycetes, Helotiales, Helotiaceae.